CAGGAAGCGGAAGCAAUCAGGUCUCCUCUUGUGUUGACUUCUUUUGAGCAGAGGGAAACAAAUCGCACGGAUUCAGCUGAAACAAACACACAAUAUUCAUAAUUACCACGCAGUUCACACCGUAAAGGAAUAAGUACCAAUAUCAUCAUCAGUAAAUGGGAAAGAGGUGAAGAUGUUCAGCUUCGAGGGCGAUUUCAAGACAAGACCCAAAGUGUCACUCGGGGGAGCAAGUAAAAAGGAAGCUAAAGCAUCUCUGCUGCAUCGUACACAAGAAGAAAGAAGAAAAAGAGAGGAUGAUAGGAAACGACUGAAGAAUGCCAUCAUCAUUCAGUCCUAUGUCCGCGGCUAUCAAGAUUUGAAACGACAGUAUGCCAUCCAGAGAGCAACUUUUGAUGAGUGUGCCAGCCAGACACAGCACACUUUGGAAGCGCCCACGCUCAGUCUCUUAUGCAGGCAGCUUAUCUUUUUCUACAGACAGAACGUGGAUGCACAUAGAUUGAUAUGGCUGUGCCAGAACCUGGUGAAACACAACUGUCAAUUCGUCAAGCUGCUAGUGGGUCCGCACAGACAGACGUGUAUAUUUCAGAUCAAGAGAAUACUGGGUUUCUGCUGCAGACUAUUACAGAACUGCAGUGAUGACAGCUUAAAUGUGGCCGUUCCCAUGCGAAUGUUGGAAAUUUUCUCUUCAGAGAGAAUCUACCUGCCCGUGUUGGCCGACACCAACCAUGUGGCGUCAACGGUCGAGCAGAUUUUGCACUAUAUGGUCCAGACAGGAUACUACAGGUCGCUGUACAUUUUGGUGAAUCACCGCCUCCCUCCCAGUCUGGAGUACACAGACUCCCCUUCAAUUCCCCUGGCAAGCACACUAUUGGAGCACAUCCUCAAACCUCUGCACUUUAGCUACUCCUCCUGCACAGCGGAUGCAAGGCAUUUUGUCUUUGCCGCCUUUACUGAGGAGUUCAUUUCAGCGCCGUUCACCGAGCAGAUCUUUCACUUUUUCAUCCCGGCCCUCUCGGACCCUCGGCUUGCAUUCCCUUUCGAGGCCUUCCUCAGCUCCCUCCAGGGCACUGUCACAUCGUCCCCUGUCGCCCAGAGCCGCGCGCCCUGGAUAUUUUACUUUGUCCUCUCUGCAGGAGAGAACUGUUUAGGUUCACUAUCUGAGGAAGGCCUGCUUCUGUAUUUAAGCGCCCUUCAGACACUGUUGCCUCUGUUGCCGGUGACCGAGAGCUGCAGCCGGCCAGAGGUGGGCAGCGACUCUGAAGACGAAGACGACGCCGACAUCCACCCACCGCCUAUGAAGGAUGACAGUCGAAUCUCCGUGCAGCUGAUCACCGAUGAAUGCGUGCGCAAGCUGGACACCAAACAGCAGACUAACACGCUGCUCAACUUGGUGUGGAGGGACUCUGCCAGCGAGGAGGUCUUCACCAUGAUGGCUUCCAUUUGUCAUACGCUCAUGGUGCAGCAUCGUCUCCUGGUUCCCAAAGUCAGACUUCUGUACAGUUUAGCCUUCAAUGCACGUUUCCUGCGGCAUCUGUGGCACCUGAUCACCUCCAUGACCACUAAAAUGAUCACCGGCUCCAUGGUUCCGCUGCUGCAGCUGAUCUCCAGAGGUUCGCCCAUGUCCUAUGAAGACUCCAACCGAAUCAUUCCGCUCUUCUACCUCUUCAGCUCCCUCUUCAGCCACUCGCUUAUCUCCGUGCACGAUAGCGAAUUUUUUGGUCACGAAAUGGAAGGUCAGACGCAGUCGUCCAUGAUGCCUUUCACCCUGUCGGAGCUGGUGACUCUGUCCCGCUGCCUGAGGGAUGCGUGCCUCGGCAUCAUCAAGCUGGCCUACCCGGAGACCAAGACGGAGCACCGAGAGGAAUACAUGGCGGCCUUCCGCAGCGUUGGUGUCAAGACCAACACCGAGGUGCAGCAACGCAUCCAGGCUGAGCAGAAACGCUGGGUGCAACUGUUUAAGGUCAUCACGAACUUGGUGAAGAUGUUGAAAGCGCGUGACAUCCGACGACCCUUCUGUCCGUCGGGUCACUGGCUUUCUCAGGAGGUCAACAUCCGAGCCGAUAAGGUUACUCAGCUCUACGUGCCGUCUGCCCGGCAUGUGUGGCGAACGCGAAGGAUGGGCCGCAUCGGACCCCUUCAGUCAACACUAGAUGUGGGCUCGGAGCCUCCUCAGUUGUCUGUGUCAGAGGAGAGACAUCUAGCCAUCCUAACCGAACUCCCUUUUGUUGUUCCCUUCGAAGAGCGAGUCAAGAUAUUCCAAAGGUUAAUCUAUGCGGACAAGCGGGAUGUACAGGGAGACGGGCCCUUCUCCAAUGGCAUCGUUGUCACCAUCCGACGUAAUUACAUUUACGAAGACGCUUAUGACAAGCUCUCUCCAGAAAAUGAGCCGGAUUUAAAAAAAAGGAUUCGAGUUCACCUACUGAACGCCCACGGUUUGGACGAGGCGGGUAUUGACGGAGGCGGAAUCUUUCGUGAGUUCCUCAACGAACUUCUCAAGUCGGGCUUCAACCCCAACCAGGGUGUCUUCAAGACCACGAACGAGGGGCUAUUGUACCCCAACCCGGCUGCUGAGACGCUGGUGGGGGACUCCUUUGCGCGCCACUACUACUUCCUCGGCAGGAUCCUUGGGAAGGCUCUAUAUGAAAACAUGCUCGUGGAGUUGCCCUUUGCCAGUUUCUUCCUGUCCAAGCUGCUGGGCACCAGUGCUGACGUGGACAUCCACCACUUGGCCUCACUGGACCCAGAAAUGUACCGGAACCUUCUCUUCCUCAAGAGCUACGAGGGCGACGUGGAGGAGCUGGGCCUCAACUUCACAGUGGUCAACAAUGAUUUGGGAGAAGCUCAGGUAGUGGAGCUGAAGCCAGGCGGGAAGGACAUACCCGUCACCACGGCCAACCGUAUAGCGUACAUCCACCUGGUGGCCGACUACAGGCUCAACAAGCAGAUCCGGCCCCACUGCCUGGCAUUCAGGCAGGGGAUCGCCAAUGUGGUCAACUUGGAGUGGCUACGCAUGUUUGACCAGCAGGAGAUUCAGGUGCUGAUAUCCGGUGCUCAUGUUCCAAUUUGUCUUGAUGACCUGAAAAAGUUCACAAACUACUCAGGUGGCUACACGGCCACGCACCCCGUCAUCCAGAUCUUCUGGGAGGUGGUUGAAGGUUUCACAGACGAGGAAAAGCGCAAGCUGCUCAAAUUCGUCACCAGCUGCUCUAGACCUCCUCUACUUGGCUUCAAGGAGCUGUAUCCGGCGUUCUGCGUUCACAACGGCGGCACAGACCUGGACCGGCUUCCCACGGCCAGCACCUGCAUGAACCUACUGAAGCUGCCCGAGUUCUACAGCCAGCAUCAGAUGCGGAACAAGCUGCUCUAUGCCAUCGAGUCGUCGUCCGGCUUCGAGCUGAGCUGAGGCUACGGCGGACAAAUCCAGGAAAUGAUGUGCACUGAAUCGGCUGGGGUUGGUGUGCAUGACUGUGUGCGAGUUGAACGCUAGGAGACCACCGGCCUCGCAUUAAAGAUGCCGUUGCUGCUUUUCUUAAAAAACAAAACAAAACAAAAAAACAUUAAUUUUUUUGGGGCUUUUAGUUAAUUUAAAGUUAGCUUGUCUCGAAACAGAAACUAUGACACCAUUUUCCACUGCACGACAUCUACUUGCAUUUUUUCAAGUUGUAAGCAAGUCUGAAUAUACCAUUUCCUUAUCCAGAACCUGCAUUAAAAUUGGAGUUAAAUCCUAAUUUCAGCGAUUUUUAUUGGAAAAACACUAGCAGGCCAUGAUUUUAAAGCAAUCAAAUGCCGAGACCCUCUAGUGUCUAUACUGUGUUUCACACCUUUUUGUAAGUCAGUCUUUUUGUCUACUGAAAACAUAAAUCCAAAUAAAUCACAGGGCUGCCUUGAGAUGCAAGUAAAAUGGUUUCCUGAUUACAUAUGUAACUCAAAAUGUCUUUCAGAUUAAAAUGAUUGGAUCAUCAAUCUGUUCUGGGCUUCCAUAUAAGAACAAGAAAACAAUUAAGAAUAUGUUUUUAAUUCAUUGGCUGGUAUUAAAAAAAUAUCAAAACCUUAAGUUUUAUUGUAAUUAGAUACAAUAUAAAUAACAUUUGUGACUCAUUAAAGCAAAAGUUCAGUUUUUUUGUUUUUUUUUUACAUCAAGCUUAUUCCUUGAGUUAGCAGGGGUUUAAUUAGUUGGUGGAGUUCAUUUCAACAAAUUCCAUGCAGUUUGUAAGUUAUCUGUUUCAGGGUUUCGGAGUGGUUAAGCUAGCACGAGUCAAUGGGCCCAACUUAACAUGCCGAUAAAAAUAGCAUACACAUCUACGAACAGAUCCAACGUAGUCAAAUAAAUUCAAAAUGCAUAUCAUUGUUCCAAAACACAGUCACAAAAAACUGUCCUAAUUCAUUUCAUUCUGCAGGACUAUUAUUUUUUUUAGAUGCGUAAUACGACCAUACUAAGGAGGAGUGUUUCAGCCACUCGUGCUCAAGCUGCAUUCGAGGAAGGUGUGAAAUCUGACUUAUCCCGUUCGGAGGGUACCAGUUGCGACCUCAAAGCGUUCCAAGCGAAUGUAAACAGCAAAGAUAGCUGAUCGCGACAAGUUAUUUUUUAUUUUUGCCAUCAAACCUGCCUUCUUGUAAGCGAUCAAAGAGUGAAGCCGUUCCAAUGAUAUUUUCCCAGAUCAGAGGUUGGAAACUCUUUCUUCCCACCCUCCUUGAAUGCAGCAUCAGUAUUCUGAUUUAACUCACUGCCGGUGUUGUGCCGAAAAAUAGCCGCCCCGCCUGAAAUGUCCCCCCUGACGGGAACGCUUUAUUGAGGUGAAAACAUCAAAUGUUUUCAUUGACGCAUUACAGUAAUGGAUUUACGACUGGAAAAUCAGUUUUAAAUAAAUAAAUUACACAAAAUACUAGUACUGUAUUUUAGUAACUAAUCGUGGACUGGGCCACAUAACCAUCUUUGAACAGAAAUGUAUCAGUCUCCAGGUUUUCACAACCAUAUCCCAAUGACAAUCACACAGGUAUGACAUUUAUUAGUUCAAGCAGAGUAAAAUAAUACAUAUUCACUAGGGGUGCAAUGGUUCAGUUAGCCCACGGUUUGGUUUGAACCUCGGUUUUGGGAUCACGGUUUCGGUUUGCUUUUUGCAUUUUUUAAAUUUUUUUAUUUUUAUUUUUUUAACUGCCUUUAUUUUGCUUUUAAGAAAAUGAAAUAAACACUUAAAAUGUAAACAUGUUCGACUGUUAAAAUGACUCUUAGCUCUUUGGCUAGUUUAGUGACUACUGAAAUACACACACAGUAGUAAAAAGUUACUUGGCAAAGUAACUGGUGUUACCUUUCAUGUUUUUUUUUCUUUUUUUUUUUUUCAAAAACAAAACAAAACAAAAACAUAGGUAACACUUUAUAAUAACUAUCCGUUUUACUAGUUAAUAGAUCAUUAGUAAACUGUUGAUAAAUGAUUUAUCGUUGAUUUGUGAAGUAUUUGUUAACAGUUUGUUAAGCAUUUACAGGGUGUUCUUGACCUGAAACACAGUUUGUGUCAAAACGUUUCAAGUUUUUGUGUGUAACGUUUGGCAUUUCUAUCUUUUCAGGUUAAGAAAUGCCGUUCACUUCAAAAGAAAAGGCAUUUUGAUAAGGCAUUUUGCAGACAGCGCUCAUGUUGCACAUUUAUGAAAAUCUGCCAUAGAACCAACAAAUAUUUGUACUUUUCUUUUUAUAUUUAACCAAUAAAACUUAUGACCUUCAACAUAAAGUGUAUAUAGUUUUAUUAAGAUCCAUCAACUAGCAUAGCCAUUUAGAAUGGGGUCAACCAUAUUGGAACACCCUGUAAAUGCUUAACAAACUGUUAAAUACUUCACAAAUAAACAAUAAAUCAUUUAUCACCAGUUUACUAAUGAUCUAUUAACUAGUAAACGGAUAGUUAUUAUAAAGUGUUACCAAAACAUAGUUACCUUUGCUAUGUUUAGAAGUCAUUUAAUGUUCCGAAACAACCGUUAAAGUUGAUAAAAUUGCUCCCGUUUUUGCAUUAGUUCCCUUCUGUCUACUUUUGACAUGUGACAAUUUUAAAACUGUUUCAUCAUUUAAAGAUGGACUCAAGUCAAGAUUUUCCCGAUUUAGGAGUAUUUUAGAUAAAAAGCUACUUAGGUUCACUAGGAAGGUUAACUACAACAGAGCCUUUCUGAGAAGUUUACUGCUCUAAAAUGGCGGCUGUUUACUAACGCUACAGAGUCUGUCAUUUCGCAUGUAGUUCUAUAUGCAUGAGAUAUCUAGGCGUAGGCUGUCGGCUGCAGUCGGGAAAUAUUGGAGCCACCUAGCCUAGCAUCGCGUUUGCUACAGCGUCACAACAAACACUCUUCCCUCUCCGUGCCUCUGACUUUUCUCGCGUCAUUCAACCAACGCAUUAACGAACGGAGGAAAAAAAAUGUAAUGCACGACAAACGUACAGAUUUUGAACGUAACGUACGGCGUACACAUUUAAAAAUCAGCGCUCACUUGUACAAAUUACGCCGAGACCGUACAACUUGACAAGUAUGAAUUAUAGUGGACCGUCACAGUUUGGUAGUAGCACUCUGUCCAACUAUCAGUGGUCACGGCAAAACUUUGUGCUUUAGCAAAGUCAUCUUUGAUGGCUUUGCGUGCCAUUUCAUAAAUGUUGGGGAAUACGUUGUUGGAGAAAUAUGUCAACGAGGGAACAAUGUAACGCGGGUCAAGCGUUGCAAAUAAAAUAACGAACCCCGCCGUGUGUUUUUACUGGUUGUCCUGCUCUGAGAAAGUGAUAUCUGUGGGUGAUGCUGGCUGAGGUGCUGGAGUCUUGUUAUAAGUGUUGCCAUUAGCAUAGGGAACAAGCACUGAGCAAUGCUUGCAAAUUGGUUUUUUUUUUCAAUAUUUUGUCUCCCUCCAAUUUUCUCUCCCACCGUAUUGAAGUCCACGGUGAAACUGAAAUGUUGCCACACCGCAGAUUUGAAAGAAGCCAGUGCUUCCUCAAAAUUCGGUCUCUCCGCUCCUCCGCUCGCCAUAGCUUUUUGUUUUCUUACUUGUUUCACUUUCACUUCGCUCGUAAGCGAGAGAGGGCGUUACGCGGCUUCUAUUACACAGGUGCUUGACAGCGGUCGGAUAUUUACCUGCGGCGGGGCUGGAAUUUCUCCACAGCUGUGCUUCACGUCGCACACAGAGCUCGACCAAUUCAUUCCACAAGCGUUCGGAAUAAAUUAAUUGCAAAACCGAAAAGGCGCGGUUCAUAAAGGCGUAUUGUACCGUAAAGGGCGAACCGUACGGUUCGGCUUUGAACCGCAAACCAUUGCACUCCUAAUAUUCACGGUACAAGAAAAUCGUUUCCAUGUCCAUCGAUUGGUAAAUAAAAUAAACGCUCAAUAAAGCUUUAUAAAUGAGCGUUCCCGUCAGGCGGGACAUUUCACGCGGGGCGGCUAUUUUUCGGCACAACACCGGCAACAUGGUGAAACGUGCAUUUAGAGGCUGUGGAAAAAGAAGAAAUGGGCAAAUGAAAGUUUCCACAAACUCAUUAUUAAGAAUGAGGAACAAUAUCAACUGGUUACUUGCUGCUGACUACGACAUUAAAAAAAAAAAUCAGCGGUGAAAAUAACCGAUGUGGUAUCACUCCGCCCUGCUCCUCUGCAGAGCUUCUGGAUUACAAAUGUUGCUCUUCAUACUACAUACAAUUAUUAACAUGCAAUGGUAAGUUUUAAUAAGUUUAUCCUGAAAACAUAGCCAACACCACUGAUUGCUUGGGUCAUCGAUGAUUUUGAUGAGUGUAUCUGUCGUUUUUUUAUUGGCGUGCUAAAUCGGCCCAAUGGCGUUACGCAAGCAACACGUCACUUUUGCUCAUCAAUAUUCAUGACGUUAGCAAUUCUGCCUAGGCGGGUCAACCACCCGUUUGUCCCUAAUUGUAAAUGAAUGGAAAUAGUGUACGAACGAGAUGUUUACUGAGCUAAACCUACCAACUCUGUCCUAAAAUGAUGUCCCUGGUGCCAAAUUCACUGGUAAAGAUGUGGAAGAACAUACAAAUGUUCAGUUAAAGAGAUGGCUUGGGUGUCGAGGGCUGAAAAAGACGGGGAAAAAAGCAGAGCUGACCUAAACUUAACUUUUUUAUCAACACUUUUUUCUUAUGCCACUGACAAUGACAUUCUCCUGUUUCAACAAUCUAUCCUUUACCACCAUAUGCCCUGUCUGUCUUAUAUAUUAUAUCCUCUGGUUGUCUUAUGUCUCUGACUGUUCUUGGAGGCAAUUUACAUUACUCUUUAUGUGUAGCGAUCGCAAAUGCUACUCGGUGACAGCCAACGAACACUUUUAAUUUUUGUCAUUAAUAACAAACCCUAAUUCUAUCAUUUAUUUACACUUCCCCCUUACUAAAGUUCUUUUUUUUUUUUUUUUUUACAACAAAAAAAUAACGGUGGUAGUCAGAUACCAUUUUAAUUUGUAGUAGGU
Molecule: messenger RNA, 8413 nt
Organism: Corythoichthys intestinalis (scribbled pipefish)
Lineage: Eukaryota; Metazoa; Chordata; Actinopteri; Syngnathiformes; Syngnathidae
Gene: ube3c
Product: ubiquitin protein ligase E3C
Exons: 24
Coding region: 173-3403 (1076 amino acids)
Biological process (GO): protein polyubiquitination; ubiquitin-dependent protein catabolic process
Molecular function (GO): ubiquitin protein ligase activity
Source: RefSeq, a predicted model, not a curated record